UAGGGUAAAGGUCACUUUCUGUCCCAUCGUUUCAACGAAUUCUAAAAAAUGUCCCACCCUAACCAUAAUAUGAAAACGGUACCCAACCUAUCACAAUUUUAUCACGCGUGUCCCGUAAAAAUUUUCCGGGAAUCGGAAACUUACGUGGAUUGCCGGACUUACACCAUGGCAAUUCCACGUGGACUCAUUUAAUCUAGGUGGAAUGAUUUUUUUUUUGCAGCCAUUUUAUUAACCCUAAAACGCAGCACACUUCGUCUUCUUCUUCUUCUUCUUCUUCUUCUUCUUCUCCUCUUCAAAGAACACAGCACUCUUCUUCAAAUCGCAGCCCUAGUUUCAGACGCUGCACUCUUCUUCAAAUCGCAGCCCUAGUUUCAGACGCUGCACUCUUCUUCUCCUCUUUCUUAUAUCUUAUUGAAUUUUCAAUUUCUCGAGCAAAAUCUCUCAACCUAGAUCAUAGAAUGGAGAACUCUUACAGUGAGGAGUCUGUGAAUUCAUUUGAGAGAAAGCACUGCCGUCAUGGAGAAUGUAAUCUCCUUCGAUCAUUUAGUACAGCUAAUCCAGGUAGGAGGUUUUGGAGAUGUCGAUUUGGAAAUUUGCCGGGUGAUUGCAAGUAUUUUGUGUGGUACGAUGAGCCAUUUGAUGGAAGAGCAAAAGCGGCUCUACUACAUUGCAUACGGAAAAGCAACGUAUUGGUUGAGAAGGAGCAAAAGGUUGCAGCCGAGAAACUUCAAGAAUUGAAGGACGACCUAGAGUUCAAGAUGCAUAAGUAUCGUGUUGAAAAUAGAUCAUUGAAGAAGUCUUUGAAGGAGACGAAGUGUAGACUUCAUAGUUUGUGUUGUGUAUUGAUUGUAACAUAUGUGUUUAUGAUGCUUUGGAUUUUAGGAGGUCGAGUUGAGUUUGUAUCGAACACCCGUCGUCGUCUUCCUAUGUAAAUGUUAUGUUUAAUGAAAUUUAGACUUUCAUUACACAAA
This is a messenger RNA of Salvia miltiorrhiza (redroot sage), 971 nucleotides long. RefSeq lists its product as uncharacterized. Gene Ontology annotation, molecular function: zinc ion binding. The transcript is spliced from 2 exons. Bases 459 to 932 code for a protein of 157 amino acids. The record is from RefSeq and is a predicted model, not a curated record. NCBI's taxonomy places the organism in Eukaryota, Viridiplantae, Streptophyta, Magnoliopsida, Lamiales, Lamiaceae.